AUGAUUUUUCAAAGAAAAGAACUUUCCCAAACUCAACCCCUGAAAUUUCUUCCCACAUUCCGAGAAAACCCAAGAAAAUUGCCCGCAAAACAAGAAAAUCCAAACAAGGGUCUUCUUCAAAACUCGAAGAUUUUGCAGGUGAUGUCCCAAAUGAAGCACAUUGACAAUAUCUCAUCAACCCCAGGAAAGUUCAAGAUGGAAAAAUCUCCACAUAUACACAGAUUGCGGUGGCAUUCUUCUUUGGCCAAGCUUACCUUCUGGUCCCUAGUGUUCUCGGGCUUGAUCUUCAUCUUCUUCUACAGAUCACCAUCUUCAUCUUCACCGACACCCUCAGAUCUCUCUCGCCGAUCGCUUCGAACUAAUUCCUAUGGCGGACCCGCCUGGGAAAAACGCGUCCGGUCCUCGGCUCGAGUCCGAUCCAAUAAUGGGAUCUCUGUGCUUGUCACCGGAGCAGCCGGGUUUGUCGGAACCCACGUCUCCGCCGCCCUGAAACGCCGUGGGGACGGUGUUCUGGGCCUUGAUAAUUUCAAUGACUAUUAUGAUCCGUCAUUGAAACGAGCUCGUCAAGCUCUCUUAGAGCGGUCUGGGGUCUACAUUGUGGAGGGUGAUAUCAAUGAUGUCUCUCUCCUCAAGAAGCUUUUUGAUAUUGUAGCAUUUACCCAUGUAAUGCAUUUGGCCGCACAGGCCGGUGUGAGGUAUGCAAUGGAAAAUCCAGGCUCUUAUGUUCAUAGCAACAUUGCUGGGCUUGUGAGUGUUCUUGAGGUUUGUAAAAGUGCCAAUCCACAGCCUGCAAUUGUGUGGGCAUCGUCAAGUUCUGUUUAUGGAUUGAAUACCAAGGUUCCGUUUUCGGAGAGAGACAGAACAGAUCAGCCUGCUAGUUUGUAUGCUGCAACUAAAAAGGCUGGUGAAGAGAUUGCACAUACUUAUAAUCAUAUAUAUGGACUUUCACUUACUGGGUUGAGGUUUUUCACAGUUUAUGGACCUUGGGGUAGGCCAGAUAUGGCUUAUUUUUUCUUUACUAGGGAUAUAUUGAAGGGGAAGUCAAUACCCAUCUUUGAAGCCCCUAAUCAUGGUACUGUUGCUAGGGAUUUCACCUACAUUGAUGAUAUUGUAAAGGGUUGUUUGGGUGCAUUGGACACUGCACAGAAGAGUACUGGUAGUGGUGGGAAGAAGAAAGGGCCGGCUCAAUUGAGGGUGUACAAUUUGGGUAACACUUCUCCUGUGCCAGUUUCGGAUCUUGUGAGCAUUUUGGAGAGGCUAUUGAAAGUGAAAGCGAAGAGGUCAAUAAUGAAGUUGCCACGAAAUGGAGAUGUGCAAUUCACCCAUGCCAAUAUAAGUUUGGCUCAUAGGGAGCUUGGGUAUAAGCCCACGACAGAUCUGCCCACAGGUUUGAAGAAAUUUGUUCAUUGGUAUCUCAGUUACUAUGGAAAUGGAAAGAAGAGUGUGCAGUGA
Messenger RNA from Ilex paraguariensis (yerba mate), 1452 nucleotides. Lineage: Eukaryota; Viridiplantae; Streptophyta; Magnoliopsida; Aquifoliales; Aquifoliaceae. The record is from the annotation of a GenBank genome assembly.